Tripterygium wilfordii is the source of this 1557-nucleotide messenger RNA. Its product is annotated as glycerol-3-phosphate acyltransferase RAM2-like. Lineage: Eukaryota; Viridiplantae; Streptophyta; Magnoliopsida; Celastrales; Celastraceae. The record is from RefSeq and is a predicted model, not a curated record. The transcript is spliced from 2 exons. Gene Ontology annotation, molecular function: glycerol-3-phosphate 2-O-acyltransferase activity; phosphatase activity. Gene Ontology annotation, cellular component: membrane. Gene Ontology annotation, biological process: cutin biosynthetic process. Bases 1 to 1545 code for a protein of 514 amino acids.
AUGGUAAAGCCAAAUGGAGGAGGAAACUCUACUACUCCUCACUUCCCACUCAUCCAUCAAUGCACAUCAACCGGACGCGAAAACGACACGGUUGUCUCCGACAUGGAUGGAACCCUACUUUGCGGACGAAGCUCCUUCCUUUACUUUGCCUUAGUCGCUUUCGAAGUAGGCGGCAUUUUGAGGCUCCUUUUCUUGCUCUUAGCCUCUCCAAUAGCUGGAAUUCUCUACUACUUCAUCUCCGAAGCAGCGGGAAUCCAAGUCCUAGUCUUUGCAACAUUUGUGGGAAUGAGGGUGUUCGACAUUGAGUCCGUGGCACGUGCUGUACUUCCUAAGUUUUACUCGAGCGACCUGCACCCGGAGGCAUGGCGCGUGUUCUCUUCAUGUGGAAAGAGAUGCGUCCUCACGGCCAAUCCGAGGAUCAUGGUGGAGGCGUUCUUGAAGGAAUAUUUGGGUGCGGAUGUUGUUAUUGGGACUGAGAUAGGUGUGUUUAAAGGUAGAGCUACUGGUUUUGUUAAGAGACCUGGGAUUCUUGUGGGGAAAGAAAAGGCUACCGCGCUCAAGAAGGCGUUUGGAGAGACGUCGUGGCCACCUGAGAUUGGACUUGGUGAUAGAAAAACUGAUUAUCCAUUCAUGAAGUUGUGCAAGGAAAGCUACAUAGUUCCAGCUAACUCUGGAGUGGAGCCUAUUAGCCAUGACAAGUUACCAAAACCCAUAGUAUUCCACGAUGGCCGGCUAGUCCACAAACCCACGCCAAUCAUGGCACUACUAACCAUCCUCUGGAUCCCCGUUGGCUUCCUAUUAGCCUGCCUACGAGUCGCGGCCGGUUCUCUACUCCCAAUGCCCAUAGUAUACCAUGCCUUUUGGGCACUGGGUGUCCGUGUCUACAUCAAAGGCACCCCGCCACCACCACCCAAAAAAUCCAUAAACCAAACAGGAGUCCUUUUCAUUUGCUCUCACCGAACCCUGCUUGACCCUAUCUUCCUUUCCACAGCCUUGGGCCGCCCAAUCCCCGCCGUCACAUACUCCGUCUCUCGCCUCUCCGAAAUCAUCUCCCCCAUCAAGACCGUCCGCCUCACUCGAGACCGUGCCGUGGACGCUUCCAUGAUCAAAAAAUUGCUUCAAGAAGGUGACUUAGUUAUAUGCCCUGAAGGAACAACUUGUAGGGAACCAUUUUUGCUUCGGUUCUCCGCCUUGUUCGCGGAAUUGACUGAUGAGCUCGUUCCUGUAGCGAUGGCUAACAGAAUGAGCAUGUUUCAUGGCACGACGGCGAGAGGGUGGAAAGGGAUGGACCCAUUUUACUUCUUUAUGAAUCCAAGUCCAGCUUAUGAGGUGACGUUCUUGAACAAGUUGCCUUAUGAGAUGACUUGUGGUUCGGGCAAAACGAGUCAUGAAGUUGCGAAUUAUAUACAAAGGUCGAUUGCUGGUAGUUUGUCCUAUCAGUGCACCAGCUUCACUAGGAGGGAUAAAUAUAGGGCAUUGGCUGGAAAUGAUGGCAUUGUUCUUGAGAAACCUAAGCUUGCAGCCAAAAAAAUUAUGGGUUGCUAGUGUUUCAAUGUU